UCCGUAUGAUUUUAAUUUUAAUCAAACGUAUUUUAAUAUUUGGGAACAGUUGACAACACUAUAUAUUUUAAAAUGCCAACAUCUUGUUGUGUACGUGGUUGCAAGAGUAAAGGCAAUGGUAAAAUCAAAUAUUUCAGAUUUCCUAGGGACGUAAACCGUAGAUCACAAUGGAUACAAGCACUUGGUAGAGAAAACUUUGUUCCCACAAAUAAUACCUUGAUUUGUGAAGCACAUUUUACUAUUAAUGAUUAUCAAAAAAGACCYGAUCUUAUUAAGUUAACACAUACUGCUGUUCCAAGUAUUUUUAACUCUCAGGAAAAUGAAAAACAUAAUGCUUCUCUGAAAAAAGUUAUGGAUUUGGGAUUAAAAUCCUCUCGAAUGCCUGCAAGAAAACGUCAUGGUAAUUUAUCAKACCAUACUUAUGUGCUGAAACUUCCUGAAGAGUCGAUUAUAUCUGAAGAUAUAGGUUUCCAAAAAUCAAUCAAUCCAUCAGAUUGUGUAGUCCACACAUUAAAUGCCAGCGAAUCUUGUGUGUUAGAUAUACCCCAAUCAAGUAUUCACACAUUAAGAAAUAAUGAAAAUCCUGGCUUUAAAAUAUCAGAGAGUUUCAAAAUCACUUUUCAACCCCCAAAGAAGAAUUGGGAAACUAUUGCAAUGACACAACAAAAAACUAUACAUGAUUUAAGAAAAAAAAUAAAAGUACUUCAUCAAAAAAUUAGACGCUAUUCCUCAACAAUCGAAACUUUAAAGGUUAGUGUUUUGUAA
This is a messenger RNA of Diuraphis noxia (Russian wheat aphid), 765 nucleotides long. Its product is annotated as THAP domain-containing protein 2-like. The record is from RefSeq and is a predicted model, not a curated record. Gene Ontology annotation, molecular function: sequence-specific DNA binding. Lineage: Eukaryota; Metazoa; Arthropoda; Insecta; Hemiptera; Aphididae.